This is a messenger RNA of Leptopilina heterotoma, 2987 nucleotides long. It is a transcript of the gene LBR, whose product is annotated as delta(14)-sterol reductase TM7SF2. Gene Ontology annotation, cellular component: nuclear inner membrane; endoplasmic reticulum membrane. Gene Ontology annotation, biological process: sterol biosynthetic process. The record is from RefSeq and is a predicted model, not a curated record. Bases 165 to 2090 code for a protein of 641 amino acids. The transcript has 9 exons. Gene Ontology annotation, molecular function: oxidoreductase activity, acting on the CH-CH group of donors, NAD or NADP as acceptor. NCBI's taxonomy places the organism in Eukaryota, Metazoa, Arthropoda, Insecta, Hymenoptera, Figitidae.
GCAACACUGAGGACGCGACGCGCCAUUUGCGUGGUCUACUAACAUCAAAUUUAGGAACGCUGUUGGCGUCUAUAGAUUGUGUUAUUGAAAAAAACAUACAUAUAACCUCCCCGUUUGCUGUUUGGAAUAUCAUUUAUGCUGAAAAAAAGAAAAAAUCACCAAACAUGAAGUUUAUUGAAGGCGAGGAAGUCCUCGCAAAACAACCAAAUACCUCGGAAUUUCAAAAAGGAAAAGUCGUUAAUGUAAAAGGAACUAAUUAUCAAGUUCAAUUUAAAGGAGGAUCAAAAUUUUUAGUCAAGGAAGCCGAUAUGAAGCCAACAAGAACAUCAAGAAGCGCAACGAGGACAAGAGGACAGGUGAAAAAAAGUCCUUCACGAAAUUCACCGAGUCGGCGAUCACCCAGUAGACGAUCUCCAGGUAGACUUCCAAAUCAAAGUAGAAAAUUGACAGCACGAAGUUCAAGGCUUAUACAGAUCUCAGACGAUGAGCGCAAAGAAGGUUCAAGUGAAGCCAGUGGAAGUAUUCAAGACGAUGAUUCAGAUGUGAUCCCUCUUCAAUCGCGGAUUCGUGAAGGUCCACAAUUGACGAGACGUUCCAUAAGAAUCAUGUCCAAUGUCGCGAAAGCUGAACAAGAACAAAGACUAAUUGCCCUUACAAGAACAAUUGAUCGCGCGGCUUCCCUUCCAACUGAAAGGAAUGCCCAAGCAUACGACAGUAUCAGAGAGAGCAAAGAAAGAGGAUUUUCUAUGAUUCGAGAUUCAGACUUAAAGAAAAGUGCCCUUUACGAAGAUAGCUCGGUUUUGGAUACAGUAGUUCCGGAAAAGCACAAAAAAGAAGUUGAUCUCCUUAGCAAACCACAAGAAUGGGGCGGCUGGUUUGGAGUAUUAUUGCUAAUGUUCAUAGGACCAGUUAGUAUCCUCUUACCGCAGAUUGCAUGCUCGAGAGAGCGCUGCAGCAUGUCGAAAUUUCGUUUCAGUAAAGAUAUCAAAUCAUACCUGAAUGCCAAUGUAUUUUUACUAUAUGCGGGCUAUUUGCUCUUUGUGAGUAUAAUGUCUUUGGUGCCAAUUGGUUGGAUUGUCGAAGGUCAACAAACAAGAGUUGGAAGACUCAAAUACAGAAUUAAUGGUUUAUUAACUGGAAUAUUGGUCAUGAUUGCGUAUGGCGUCGCUGAGUACAAAGGAUAUCAAAUUAGCAGUUUCAUUUUAAACAAUAGUGUAGAAUUUACACUCGUUGGAUUAAUUUAUGGAACAAUUUUAUCAAUUGUUCUCUACAUUAAAGGAGGCAGAGCGUCAGUAGCCAAUUUGAAUAUACACGCAACGACCAAUAAUCAUAUCUAUGAUUUCUGGCAAGGAAGAGAAACCAAUCCACGAUUUGGACCCUUAGACAUUAAGUUCAAUUUUAUCCGAGCUACUCUAAUUGGAUCGAUUAUUGUCUCCGUGGCUGUAAUUGUAAAAAUUUUCCAAGGAUCUCAAAGUCUUUCGCUUGAAACACUUAAUUUGACAGCGCUCAUUGCAGCCAGUUUGCAAAUACUUUACGUACUUGACGGUUUGAUUUUCGAAAGUGCAUUUUUGAGUUCUUUUGAGGUUGCGUAUGAGGGAACUGGAUUUAUGCUCUGCUUUGGAUAUUUAAUGUAUCCAUUUGUUUGCACUCUACCCGCAAGAUUUGCACUUUAUAACAAGGUUUCUCAGUCUCCAUACAUUUUGGCACUAUUAGUCGUGUGUUAUUCAAUUGGCCAUGGUAUCUACAGAUAUUGUAAUUCUCAAAAGGACGAAUUCAGAAGAAAUCCACUUUCUCCCAGACUGGCUCGUUUGGAAACAAUUCCAACUGUAAGAGGUAAAAGAUUGAUUGUAUCUGGCAUAUGGGGCUACGUUCGACAUCCGAAUUAUCUUGGUGACAUUAUUCUUCACUGGUCAAUUGCUGGUUUAAUUGUCGUCAAAGAUCUUUUGCCAUAUUAUAACGCAAUCUUUUUGACAUUGAUGUUGAUAUAUCGCUCAAUUAGAGACAAUAGGCGAUGUCAGCAGAGAUAUGGUCUCGCUUGGGAGGAAUAUUGCUCUCGCGUGAAAUAUAUGAUUAUAAAAAGAAUAUUUUAAAACUCCUUAAGAUCAAAGGGGGUCCUCAAUUUUUUUUUGCAUUCAGCGGGCCACGAUUGUUAAAUCGAUUCAAUUUAUAAAAAUUUAAUUUUCAUGUACAUUAUACGUGUACGUGUUUGUAUAUUUCGUGGCAUAUCUAAAUUAAUAAGUUUAAACUAUUUAUUAGUGAUUAAAUUUUUGAAUUUGAAAUACCAGGUAAAGGAUAUUUUUAUCUGAGGCUUUUUAUAUUUUCUAGGGAAAUUACCAUCUAUGUAUAUAGAGAUUUUUAUACGUAGAUCAAAUAAAAUUGUAUAAAGAGAAUUUUAAUGAGGGAGGGAAUAAAUUAUUUUUCUAAAGUGCUUUAAUGACUUAAAUGAUGUGGCUCGCAAAUCUUGCGUUUUUGAGGGCCUCUGUGUUUAGGUCAAAAAAGAAGAAGAAAAAAAAAGUUGAUCAAUUGUGUCGUAUAAUGAACUUUGAAAUACGUUUUGAAAUUUUAAUGAGUACUGUCUAUGUCUUUUUUUGUAACAAGUUUAAAUUAUUAUAAAUGAAUGUAUUUCAGAGUAGUCUCGGGGAGCAAGACAAUACAUCGAUUUAUUAAUUUGCCAAUCAUGAAAAUAGAUUCUAUUAUGAUUUUGGCACUGAAAAAAUUGUAUUCUUAAGUCACGACACUCACUCUGUUUUUUUAAGGGAUAAAUAUAAAUACUGAAUAUACAAUAUAAAAUAUGUGAAAUUGAAAAAAUAGCAGUUAUUAAAUAAGACUGUUAUUUAUAUAUAAGACUAAGUUUUAAGCAAGAAGAAUCCAUGACACUUCAGAUCACAAAUUUUAAAAUAAGAAUUUUAUACUUUUCUAAUUGUAUAAUUAUAUUUACAUAUUCAUGGAUGAAUACUUUGAUAAAUAAAGAAAUGCAAUAUGAAUAA